GCCUCCCUGUGCCAAAAAGUGGAGCCCAGCGGAAAUUAAUAUUGUGUUGGACUUAGGCAGCCCACCCCACGCCUCGUCAGCACGGACAGCGAGCUCCCGCGUUCUCCAGCCAGCUUUGCUGCUGCCUGGACCAUGGGUGGGGACCCCCGUGGUGCUGGGGAGCCGCCCCCCAGCCCUGCAGGGCUGAGCUCUUCCCGGCUUGAUCCAGUGGGCUGGGGUGAGCCGCAGUUCAGUAUUUGAUCUGAUGGCCCUGGGGCACGAGCGCGUCGUUUUUAUAUGAGUACAAAGAGUCAUCUCUUAAUGAAAGUCCCAUCCCAGCUCCCCUUCUUCCCCACCCCACUGGAGGAAGCAGCCAAACCUCUGCUGUCCUGUUGUAGAUGUUGGGAGCCCACGGUCCCCAAGGACAGCAAAUUUGGAGCCCAGCAUUGAGGCUUGGAUCCCUGUGUGGUCAUCAUGGGAUUAGACUGGACAGAUUUUCUGGUUAUGUUCCAUGUGGGCCUCAGUUUCCCCAUCUAUGGGGGAGCUGUGCCAGGCAAGCCACAGUUCUGAAAUGCUUCCCUAGCUGCCCUAUCCCUUUGGAGAGGUGCAGCAAAGGGAAGCUGAGCUACCAGGAGCAAAGGGAAAUGGGUUCUUCCCAGCAGGAGUGUGGGCUUGCCUCAGUCUCCCUGCUGGAGAUCCCCUUUCCAGGCUGUGCAUCUCUGUUGAGCUGUUUAACCCUUUAAACCUCCAGCCAAAGCAUAAGGGCUCCUUUUCCAGGCUGUGCAAGAGAGCGCGUCCUCCCUAAGCCCAGCUGGGGUCUGAUGGGCAUGAGAUGCAGGCAGCUGGGGAGCCUAGCUUGGGGCAGGGAAAUCCUGGCAGGACCUUGAGCUUCAGACCUUGGAGGGAGCUUGCACUGGGGACAGGAUGGCAAGCAAAGUCCUGCAGCUUAGUAUCCCAAACACAGACCCCCAGCUGGGUGAGAGUGAAAAGGGAACCCAGAACACAGUUAUACAGAGAUUCAGCUUGUGAUUUUUGAGCCCCUGGGGCUUGGCCAGAUUAUAAAGCUCUGGGUUUGGAAGUUGCAGUGCAGGCGAUGCUCCCCAGCGAGUGAGGCCGACGGCAGCACAGGCUGCCCAGGGGACAGCUGCACUGCUCCCCAGGGGACUCCAGGGAAUGCGGCUUCACUGUCCUCAGGCACCCCUAGGUGUUGGGGUAUGCUGAGUCCAACCCAUAGGUUCUGUGGGCAUCCACAGACAGGAAAAUCAUGUUGUUGAGCAGGGUGAGCUCUGGGCCCACAAGAGCGGUGCUGGAGGUGAGGGAGGGCUGAGUGGGGCUGUGUUUAGGGUGUGCUAAAUUUGUGUGGCCCAUGGCCACACUGCCUCCUUGCCAUGGGAUGGGAGGCAUGGGUGUGAGGCCGUCAGUGUGGCACGCCUGCCCUCUAACCACUGCGGCUCCUGUGUUGCCCAAGGCACAGCUGGAGCAUCUCCCGCCUCAGCAUGUGGCAAAGUGCCGGCGGGCUGCAGAGUUCCACGAGCUGCGCUGUGGAGGGCACUCCGGGCGAAAUGUGUGGGGAAAGCACUGAAGUUUCUGUAGCCAGCAGCACACUGGGGAGCACGGCAUCAUGCUCAGACUUUGCCUCCCAGCUCAGAGAGCCAGGCAUCUCGCUCCAGCUGUGCUGGCAAGGAGGAGCCACCUCUGACAUGGGCCCAGCCAAGACUUGCCCUCCCGCAUUGGCAUUGGCAGAGCUCACGAUGCCACCUGCAUCCCUCCCUCGCACUCCUGCACCCGCCUGCAGCUCCAUUCCCUGGACCUAGUGCCUGGAUUCAGGGAGGUGAGCGCAGGAACCUGGCCAGCAGCCAAGGCGCUUUAUCACAGGCAAGGUCACACAUCUUGUCUCCCACAGGGUAAAGCAGAGAGCCCCCCUGGAGAGGGGGAGAUGCUCCAAGAGCACUUAAUGGGCUCCUCACUGUGUCCACAGCUCUGGGAGAUGCAGCUGCACCAGGCAUCAGACAUACUGUGAUGCCAAGGCUGAAUUGGGUCAGCGCCAGACCCAAAGAGCAGGUGCUGAGUAGCACAGUAUCUCUGCCAUCUCCCAUCAGGGACACUGCCAUUACCCCUUGGGAUGCCCCCAAUGGUAUGGAGUGGUAUGUUCCAGCAUCAUCCCAUAGCCAGUUCCAUGGCUGGGGAUCCUCCCCAUUCCCCUGCUGGCUGGGUAGGGCAAGGUAUCCCCUGGGUGAUGGCACACAGGUGCCACCCAUACCUUUUGUCCUGUCCUCCCUGCAUAUCUUUCUCUGUCCCUUUGUCACCUGAGCUCAGCACUGAACUGUCACUGCCCUGCGGCCCUGCUCUGUCCCUGGGAGCAGGUCUCGUCAUGCCCCAUCCACACCUUGAUCCCUCCUGAGCUUGGGUGCUGGUUUUGCUCUGCUCGUCUGUCCCCUCCUGCAGGGCAGUGGGGAGCCCUCUGGUCAUGGACCCCAACAGCAUCUGCCGCAAGACGAAGCGGCUGGCGGGCAAGCAGGCGGAGUUGUGCCAGCUGGAGCCAGAGAUUGUACAGGAGGUGGCCAAGGGCACCAAGCUGGGCGUCCGGGAGUGCCAGUACCAAUUCCGCUUCCGCCGCUGGAACUGCACCAGCCACAGCAAGUACUUCGGCAAGAUCUUACAGCAGGAUAUCCGUGAAACAGCCUUCGUGUAUGCCAUCACGGCGGCCGGGGUGAGCCACGCCAUCACACAGGCCUGCAGCAUGGGAGAGCUGCUGCAGUGCGGCUGCGAGCUGACACGGAGCCGGACUCCUCCCUCCCCCACGGCGGGUCCGGGCACGGAGGGCACGGCCUGGGAGUGGGGGGGCUGUGGGGACGAUGUGCAGUUCGGCUACGAGAAAUCCCAGCAGUUUAUGGAUGCCAAGAACAAGAAAGGCAAAAAUGACAUCCGAGCUCUUAUCGACCUGCACAACAACGAAGCCGGGCGCUUGGCGGUGCGCAGCUACAUGAGGACAGAGUGCAAAUGCCACGGGCUGUCGGGCUCCUGCACCCUGCGGACCUGCUGGCGGAAGAUGCCCCAUUUCCGUGAGGUGGGGGACCGCCUGCUGGAGCGCUUCAAUGGGGCUUUCAAGGUGAUGGGAGGGAACGACGGGAAAACCCUCAUUCCUGUGGGUGACAACAUCAAGCCCCCUGACAAGCAGGACCUCAUCUACUCUGCUGACUCGCCUGAUUUCUGCUCAGCUAACCGUAAGACAGGCUCACUGGGCACCCGGGGCCGUGUCUGCAACAGCACAGCCAUGGACACGAGUGGGUGCGACCUACUGUGCUGCGGGCGAGGGCACCGGGAUGAGACAGUGGUGUUGGAAGAAAACUGCCUUUGCCGCUUCCACUGGUGCUGUGUGGUGCAGUGCCGCAAGUGCUCCGUCCGUCAGGAGCUCAGCCUCUGCGUCUGACAGCCUGGGGUCAGCCAAGGACAAUUUGGGGGGCCACCUCCAGGCUCACGCAGCCCCCCUGGGACAGAGACACGUGGAGCCAGUGGCAGGAACAGCGUGGGUGAGCCCAGCUCUGUGCUCUGGGGAGUCCUGGCUUCCCCAGAGGACAUCAUGGGGCUGCCUGGCAUCCCCAUGGCCCCCGUGGUGGGGGCUGCGGGCACAGAGCUUCCACUAAUAAAGCUAUUUAAAACUGG
This is a messenger RNA of Pseudopipra pipra, 3642 nucleotides long. RefSeq names its product Wnt family member 6 (gene WNT6). Gene Ontology annotation, cellular component: extracellular region. Gene Ontology annotation, biological process: canonical Wnt signaling pathway; neuron differentiation; cell fate commitment. The transcript has 3 exons. The coding region runs from base 2447 to 3409 and encodes 320 amino acids. NCBI's taxonomy places the organism in Eukaryota, Metazoa, Chordata, Aves, Passeriformes, Pipridae. Gene Ontology annotation, molecular function: cytokine activity; frizzled binding. The record is from RefSeq and is a predicted model, not a curated record.